This is a messenger RNA of Histoplasma capsulatum G186AR, 1755 nucleotides long. RefSeq lists its product as uncharacterized. Gene Ontology annotation, biological process: DNA-templated transcription; regulation of DNA-templated transcription. The transcript has a single exon. The record is from RefSeq and is a predicted model, not a curated record. The coding region runs from base 1 to 1755 and encodes 584 amino acids. Gene Ontology annotation, molecular function: zinc ion binding; DNA-binding transcription factor activity, RNA polymerase II-specific; DNA binding. NCBI's taxonomy places the organism in Eukaryota, Fungi, Ascomycota, Eurotiomycetes, Onygenales, Ajellomycetaceae.
AUGCAGAGAAUAACAAUAACUCAGAGGACAACGGCUCAGGCCUCCUCGCCUGUCCCGCUCGCAUGUCGCGCUUGUCGGAAGAAACAUCUGAAGUGUGACGGCCUACAUCCGGUGUGUAGCCGUUGCCGGAAAACGCGUAACCUUUGCGAAUACACGCCUUCUCGCCGUGGGUACAGAUCUACUCCCAAGCCUACCAUUGCUGCGAAGUCUAGCUCGAGUUCCCCUUCUAGUUCAUCAGCUCCCUCUGACAAGCAAUCAAAGUCACCAAGCAAUUUUGAUUUCAACAAUGUGAUGCAGACGCCUGAAUGGGCAGCUCAAGAUGUUUCAGUCAUGAAUGGUAGUUCCUCCACAGAAUCCUUGGAUACGACGCCUCUGGCAUUCCUGGAUCAAGGGAUUCUGCGUCGUAACAACCUCAUCGCAAAGGCAGGCUCCGAUGAUAGUGAUGCGCGCCUGGUUGAUUUUUACUACGCCUUUUUCCACGAAUCCCAUCCAAUUCUCCCCCCUGCCCACUUACUACAUUUCAUUUCUCCGUUCCCAUUAUGUUUGAAGAUGGCCAUGAAAUUUGUUGGUGCCCAUUUCGCUUUUGGGGUGUCUACCGAUGCCUAUAAACUCUCCACGGCCAAAGCCAUUGAAAAUGAUCGGGAGCCGUCUUACCAGAAGGUCCAAGCUAUCCUCCUAUUUGCAACGGUUCUACACGCGCGGAAUGAUCGCGAAGAGGCCAUUGCUUCAUUCGCCGUUGCAGUCACAUUAGCUGUUGAACUGGGCAUGCACCGUAAAUCCAUGGUCGAAGUUCUUGCUGGUCAUAAUUUUGUUCGUGAGGAGAGCCUGAGACGGACAUGGUGGGAAAUUUACAUGACUGAUGUCAUGUUCGGAGCAUUUGAUCACUGUCCCUUGAAGAUUGGAAACUUGACAAUGGAUGUACAGCUUCCCAGCGAGGAGGCUAGUUACAGUACAGGAAUCUGCCUCGUUGAGCCACCGUCAACUACCCAGUUCUAUAACCGUGUAUUCGCCGACCACCCACCCAAAUACUCGUCCUUCUGCUACGCAGUCGAAGCAACUCACCUUUUGAAGCGGGGAAUAGCUCUCGGCGUCACACUCGACGACGAAAACAUGCGUGACCAGGUGGAAACUCUCGAGGCUAAUAUCGGUAGUUGGUUCCGCCAUGCCCCAGAGGAUAGGCCCAACGCCCUAUGCAUUGACGGCAGCGUCGACCAGGUCUUGUUCCGCGCUUAUAUGUUGGUCCACUGUGCCUCGAUAUAUCUCCACCUGCCACGAUCCUGCCUGAUGGCCUCGCCCACCGCUAACGCCACCAUCGCCUGUGCCCGCAGGGGAACCUACCUCCCUCCCACUUCCCAUACACUCACGCACGCUUCCAAAGCACUCGAGGCUGGGAAUGGGAUCGUCGCCCUGGGUUCAAUUCGCAGCCCUCUCCUCAAGCACACGCCCUUUUUUAUCUGCGGCCUUGUCCUUGGCGCAGUCGUUGAACUGUGCGCCUGCUCCAUCAAUGUCGGGCACUCGAUCGAGCCCCGCAGGGACCGCAUCGCGUUGAUCGUUGGAGAGCUGAAAGCACUUGAUCGCACGUGGGCGCUGGCGCACCAGGUUAUGUGGCACAUCAAAAUGCUGGCAAGAGAGGUUUUGGAAAUCGGGCUGCUGCCUCCUACGCAAGCGAGUUUGGAGGACCCAGGACCGGACGUCAACGUGUUGCUGAAUAGUGACAUGUGGCUAGGGGAUAUUACCAUGGAUCCGAAUAUGUAG